Psylliodes chrysocephalus is the source of this 1007-nucleotide messenger RNA. Lineage: Eukaryota; Metazoa; Arthropoda; Insecta; Coleoptera; Chrysomelidae. The record is from the annotation of a GenBank genome assembly.
ACUGUUACUGCUGUCAGUGUCACAGAGUUACAGUAUCAUUUUUCAUAACAAAAAUUAUAAAUUAAGAAUUCGAUGAUAGAAUAAAUAAUCAGUAAUAAAAUUUAAAAUGCCGAAAAAGUUUGCGACAGAAAACACCAAAUCAGUUGCAGCAAGGGAACGAAAGAAGCAAGCCAAAGAUGAACAAACUUCGAAAAAGCAAAAAGAUCUAGAAGAUGCAUACUGGAAAGAUGAUGAUAAACAGGCACAGAAGAAGCAACAAAAGAAGGAAGCUGAAGAGAAGAAAAAACAAGAAGCUCUUCAACGUAAAGCAGAAGCAAAAGCACUUCUAGAAAAAGAACUAACAGAAACGCCUAAGAAAGUUUCAAAGCCUCCUCCACCUGUAAAAGUGACAAGAGCCCAAAUUAGUGCUAAAGCAGCUGCAUCUACAAAGCCUGAAAAGGAAGAAACAAAGAUUGAAACUCACUUGGAAGCUCCAUUAAUUGAAAAUAUCAACAGACUACAAGUUGAUGGUGAGGAAGCUAGGACUGUGGAUGAAGCUAUUUCAAUUUUAGGCAAUAAAGAUGACAUUGAUAAACAUCCUGAGAAGAGGAUGAAAGCUGCAUACACUGCCUAUGAAGAAAGAAGGCUUAAAGAACUCAAAGAAGAAAACCCCUCUCUACGGUUAUCCCAGCUCAAACAAAUGAUUUUCAAGGAAUGGCAAAAAUCACCAGAAAAUCCAUUGAACCAACAAUAAAUAUUUGUUUUAUAAUUGUUUUAUAUCAUUAAUAAUUUGUCAUAAUUGUUGAAAAGAGUGUGUUAGUCACCAUCUUAAAAUUCUGAAUCAAUAAAUUUACAGAUGCAAAUGAAAAAUUGGAGAUAAAAAUUAAAAUUUCUGAAUUAUAAAAGUGGAAGUGUAAAUUAUUUAAAUCAGAAUUUGAAAGGUGGCAUUGCCUUUUCUGUUUUGCAAUUUCUGUAUAGAUAUUUAUUGAAUGGCAAGAAACUUUUGAAAGUUUAAUACAUAAUAAAAA